Penicillium griseofulvum is the source of this 2919-nucleotide messenger RNA. RefSeq names its product serine/threonine-protein kinase. Lineage: Eukaryota; Fungi; Ascomycota; Eurotiomycetes; Eurotiales; Aspergillaceae. The coding region runs from base 1 to 2919 and encodes 972 amino acids. The record is from RefSeq and is a predicted model, not a curated record. Gene Ontology annotation, biological process: peptidyl-serine phosphorylation; intracellular signal transduction. Gene Ontology annotation, molecular function: protein serine/threonine kinase activity; ATP binding. The transcript is spliced from 4 exons.
AUGACAGCCUCCAGUAGGAAAGAUACCACUCGACGAAGUCUUUUCAAUCUCUGGAUCCCAACUAAAGUCGUCGUCUCUGGAAAGGCAAACACAUCUCCAACUGACUCUGGGACAACAGAGAGCCCGGCAUCAGAGCCAAUUAUCCCAGGGGCGGGAAAAGAUCGGCUUAGGGUUCGUUUGACACGCAGUGGCUCUAAGAUUUUACUGUUACUAGGCUUGCGUGGUUCAUCCAAGAGCAACAAAGGGUUUAGCGUCGACACCGAUUGCUGUGGUUCAGUACAGGCUGGCGACGAAACCCCAGAUCCUUCGAGCCCAUCCUCCCCAAGUGGGAAUGGCGAUGAUAGCCCAAGAUAUCUAACUGCAAUUGAGUCCCCACGAAGUGAACCACUACCUGCCACUCCUUCGCUCAGUACCCCCACUGAGGGGAUUCAAACAUUGUCUGAGCCCCUGCCCGACCUUGGAUCAUCACCCGAGAGUCAGGUUGAAUUGGCUGUUGUCGGCGACGGGAAGCAACAUGCCACAGGUCAAAACCCUCCACCAAUUGCGACCACUCAACAGAGCUCAACAAACCCGAGAUUUGUCGAUCGCUUUUCCCAUAAGAUCUCACUGGCGUUUGGCCAGCCCACUGUCAUACGCCGGGCGCAUCUUCGGUCAAGACCGAGCAUUCUGCACGUCAAUUCUCCCGUAUUAGAUGAUAUGAGCAAACAGAGUGAUGGCGCAAAUGAUAGCUCAGACCCGUCAACUAGCCCCAGCAGUGGUGCGUCUCCAGCUGGCGGGAAGUCAACUCCACUGACUCCGCUCACCUCUGGAGGGCCGUCUCCUGCCUCGGAUAAAGACAAGCUGUAUGAUGAACAGGAAACUGCGGCAACGCGCUGGCCCUCUCUCUCUGAGAUUAAUGAAGCCGCUAGCCAUUCAGACACCAACGCAAUCACUAUACUGCCGUCAAUCAAAACGGUGGAGGCGACAUCAGCGGCAAAGAUUUACUUGGAACUAUACUUCAACUCCAUUUUCCGAAGCAGAGAUCCCCGUCAGCAACGUCAGCUCGAGUUGGAGCAGCAUAUAUAUGCUUACGAUCUCACCCCAGAGGAGCGGUUGAUGACAAGACACAACUGGGUCUUGCGGGAGAAUGAUUAUCUACGGCAGUGCCGUGUGCUCAAAUCAAAUCGAUACUGCCCUCAAAGCGAAAGCGCCAUCACUGUCGCGGGGUACAAAGCUAUAAAAAUACUGGGAAAAGGAAGCUUUGGUGUUGUGCGUCUUGUUCGAGAGAUUGGCUAUGAUUUGAACGGUUCCCAUGAAGAUGAUCCUCUGACCCUAAAAGACAAUGUCCACUCCAGAUCCAACCCUCUUGGCGCUCUGAUGUCUGCUGUAGAAGGUGCCAGACAAAGCCGUCGAAGGUAUAUGACCGGCGAAAAAAAGGAGGUAUAUGCCAUGAAAGUCAUCAAAAAGGCAGAGAUGAUCCGCAACUCCCAGGAAGGCCAUAUUCGAGCGGAAAGAGAUUUCCUUGUUGCCUCUGAGUCCUCUCGCUGGGUUGUCCCUUUGAUUGCCAGUUUUCAAGAUGCCAACAAUCUAUAUCUUGUGAUGGAUUAUAUGGUUGGUGGUGACUUUUUGGGGCUACUGAUCCGCAAAGAUACACUACGCGAGGACUGGGCGCGUUUUUACGUUGCCGAAAUGAUAUUGUGCAUUGAGGAGGCACAUAGACUUUUCUGGAUUCAUCGUGAUGUCAAGCCUGAUAACUUCCUCAUUUCUGCGUCGGGCCAUUUGAAGAUUUCCGACUUUGGUCUGGCUUUUAAUGGGCAUUGGUCGCACGAUCAAGCUUAUUAUAACAGCCAACGCUACUCCUUGCUAGAAAAACUUGGCAUUAAUGUCAAGGGCGAUUCCGAAGACCAGAAGGAGGCUACCGAAGCGAAAGAGCUCGCGCCUGAAAUAAGAUUGCACAGUCCGGAUGAUUAUGUUCUUCAUAGACCAUCCCCGACAAGUUUGCUGGAUUGGCGAGACAGCAAGGGGCGACGCAGAUUCGCAAAAAGUGUUGUUGGAACUAGUCAGUACAUGGCACCUGAGGUCAUUCGCGGUGAAAUGUAUGAUGGACGAUGCGACUGGUGGAGUUUGGGUAUCAUUCUAUAUGAGUGUCUAUAUGGCUUUACGCCCUUUGCCUGUGAAAACCGCCACGAUACGAAGAUCAAGAUCCUCCAACACACGAGGACCUUGCGAUUUCCACGGGAGAAAUCCACGGACAAGCUAGUCUCCCCGGAGGCCAUGGAUCUGAUUACCAGGAUUCUCCAAGAGCGUGAAUAUCGCCUGUGCUCCCCCAAGUACCAAGCCAAUGAUAUACUGAAUGGACGACCUGUCUCAACUCAAAUGCUGUACUCCAUGGACCCGCGGUACAGAAACAUCGCGAGCUAUUACGUAUACCCCAACGAUGCAGCAGACAUCAAGAUUCAUCCAUUCUUCCGAGGUAUCCGAUGGCAAGAGCUCCACAUGUGCCAACCACCAAUGAUUCCUAGAGUCAGGAACUGGGAGGACACUAGGUAUUUUGACGACUGGAAGUUGCCCGGUGAUGUUGCUGAGAAUGAUGCUGGUACCGACUCGGAGGAUCCUGAGCAAGAGCCUGGCAAAAUGGCCCCUGGGAAUCAAGGAAUAAGUCCAGUGAAGGACGCGGUUAAGCCGCCAGCUGCUGAGACGGUUCCACGCGCAGCACAAGAGCAGGCGAAGGAUGCCGAAAAGAAAAAGGAGAAGAAGCGCCCCCGUGAUAAAGUACUUCGAGACAAACAGGUCAGUAAGACAGUCUUGGACAUUCGCAAAAAGGGCGCUUUUCUGGGGUAUACAUACCGGCGACCAAACGACGUUGCUUUGGCUUUCAGCACAGAGCGAGGGCGUCGACCGUACACCAGAGGUCAAUUGGCCGGCCUGUAUACAUCGUGA